Molecule: messenger RNA, 2643 nt
Organism: Cuscuta epithymum
Lineage: Eukaryota; Viridiplantae; Streptophyta; Magnoliopsida; Solanales; Convolvulaceae
Source: the annotation of a GenBank genome assembly
GGCCUCUUAAUUUCAUUAAUAGACUAAAAACGGAUAAUGUUGGUGUAACCAAAAUGGCACCAACUAGGCAAAUACCAUCAUUACCAUUUACAUGUACUACAGCAGCAAAUCACAAGAACCAGUUGAAGAAAUGACACGAAUCCCAGUGUACUCUGCAUCGCGAGUAGUACGUAGGAAUUUUCUUGGAAUUCUAGCCCCUAGCAAUGCGUCAAUGUCUGCACGUUUCGCAGCCACACUUUCCGUGAAGGUUGAUGAAGAAAUCCAAUUUUCUUCUCAUCAUUCCUUGUCCAAUCACCUUUCUCGUGCUGCAGCACAUCACGCCAAUGCGAUCAAAGAUGGAUCUUCAGUCCGUAGCCUGCAUGUGCGCAACAGCAUCUUGACCCACUACUUAAAAAGCAAUCUCUUAAACAAUGCCUAUAAGCUGUUCGAUGAAUUUCCCCACAGAGAUGUUCUAACAUGGACGACAGUUUUAUCGAGCUUAGCUCGUUCUGGGUUCUGCCAAGAAGCUAUAGGUAUCUUUGUGAGGGUGCUGAAAGAAGGAACCGUGAUUCCAAACAGAUUCACUCUAUUCGGUGUCUUGAAGUGCUGUUCCAGUGUUAGUGAUGGGUUGAGAAAAGGGAAGUCUCUUCAUGGUUGGAUAGUCAUUCGUGGGAUGUACUUGGAUAUUGCUUUGGAGAAUGCUAUUCUUGAUUUCUAUGUGAAAUAUGAAGCAUUUGAUUGUGCAGAACAGUUUUUCGAAUCGAUGGGCAUAAAAAAUGCAGCAUCUUGGAAUAUAAUGCUAGCCAGGUAUGUCACAAUGGGAGAUAUGGAGAGAUGUGUAGAUUUUUUCUGGAGGAUGGAGUUGAAAGAUGUGUCCAGUUGGAAUACAAUAAUGAGUGGACUUUUGCUGCAUGGGUUUGAGAGGCUUGCAUUGGAUUUCCUCUAUGAAUUUUCAAAACAGCAAGGACCAGGAUCUGCUUUUAACAAGCUCACAUUUUCAAUAUCACUGAAGUUGGUGCCUUCUUUGAUUAGUUUUAAACUAGGGAGACAGAUCCAUGGUAAAGUCAUAAGGGAUGGUAAGCUUCAUGAUGAUUCCUUGAGGACUUCCCUUAUUGAUAUGUAUUGCAAAUGUAAGCAGAUGGACAAAGUAUCAGGAUUCUUUAAGAUUUGAGAGCCCAUUUUAAUAUUAAUACUGCCCAUGUGAGGAGAACCCAUUUAAAAACUCCUUUUGUUGAAGGAAAGUAAGCCUAAAGUUUCACUAAAAAUGGAAAUAAGAAUAAAGAACUUUUGGAGAAUGGUAGAAAAGGAAGAACAUUUAGAGGAUGGAGUAUAAUAGUCGCCCAAGUGAAAGUUUCCUGAAUUGUGCAUAAUCAGUAAUUCCCCCAGGUCAACGGUAAAAUUGAGAUCACAAGAUUCACAGGUCUUCCUGAAAUCUAUAUAUAUAUAUAUAUAUAUAUAUAUAUGUAUGUAUGUAUAUGUAUAUUAUACAUAAGCAGAACCGGUUGGGAAAAACUGUGCCCACCCUUGGACAUCAUGUGCAAACCAUGCGCAAAAACUGAUGCAAUUCCGCAGGGUAGAUGGCAGUUAUGCGGCCUGAAAAUGAUCUCACACGUGUGGAAAGGGAAACUAACAGUGUGUGCGCGGUUAUAACUGCAAGUCUGCAAGUACUUGACAUCUGUACAUGGGACCUUCAAUUCAUAAGUGAUACUCUGGAACAACACCCGACCUUUGUCCCACUAUCAAUAGCUCCAUAAAAAUGAGUAUUUUACACAGUUGAGACUUGAGACGUAAGCGCUAGAGCAAGCUCUUGGUGGCAUCUACAGUGUUCUGAAGCAGAAACUUUGUCCCGUGUUUGAGGAGAUGCAGAGGCUUGGAAUCCCCCUUGACAAUAUCAUGGUACCUUCCUGUUGUCAAAUGUCAAUCGAAUCUUUCGUCUUCUAUCGCACUCUUCAAGCUGCCACGUCUGGGCAGGAAUUCCCACAGUGCGUUUUUUACCAUUGGAAAGUGAUAACAUCAGAUCCAUUAUUAGAGUCAGGAACACAUGAUGCUGAGCUUAUUGUACAAACCCGCAAGAGGAAAGGUCUGAAGCCACAGAUGACACCGCUCUGCGAGUAUGAUGACAUAUAUGUUGAAGGUUUGUCUAUCCUUGAGGCAUGCAAUGUUUGCUCAACUUUUUAAAUUACGGGAAGAGUAAAAACUUUUGUCACACAUUGGUGUGAGUUUUGUGUCGGUUUCAGAUGGGCCUCUCUUUCUACUUGAGUAUAUAUAUUUGUCUGACCUUUCACUUUUUGGUAGUAGAUAAAUACCAGUAUGGCAGUAUACUCCUGCAUCUAUCAUUAGUUAUAUUCGAGAAGUCAAGAACAAAGGGUGAACAUAUGAAGUACAAAAUAUUGGGCCGGCAUUGAAGAGGAUGUUGUGAUCAUGUGGAUGUCCUCAAUGAAAGCAAAUUAACAUGCCACCAAGUUGAAAUGUAUUUGUCACUAUACACGGUAACAGGUAAAUACAUACACUCACUGAUACACAUGAAACAAACUUUGGCUUCAUAAUUUAUUUUCACAAGCUGCUAUGUAGAGCUUACCUAAAUGUCAAUGGUUUGGUUUUCUUUCUUAUGGAACACUUAUUAUGAUUUCACUAUAUAUAUGUAGUGUGUGCUACUUCAUUGUA